This is a messenger RNA of Rhodofomes roseus, 1997 nucleotides long. Its product is annotated as monooxygenase. The transcript has 10 exons. The record is from RefSeq and is a predicted model, not a curated record. Lineage: Eukaryota; Fungi; Basidiomycota; Agaricomycetes; Polyporales; Fomitopsidaceae. Gene Ontology annotation, molecular function: FAD binding. Bases 94 to 1803 code for a protein of 569 amino acids.
CCAGCAGGACUCCACUCACUCUUACAGCGCCCGAUUUUGUCGCUGCAUCACUUCUCAUUCUCCCCGUCGUAGGACCCCGCGUCUCAUAUCGACAUGUCGGACGACUCGGUAGUACCAGUGUUGAUAGUUGGAGCUGGCCCAGCAGGUCUUGUUGUCGCGCUCACAUUGCGCAAGAAUGGCAUACCGGUACGAAUCAUCGAGAAAACACCGAGGGUGCAGGUCGGGCAGCGCGGUGCUGGCAUAAUGCCUCGUUCGCAGGAGGUCUUCAAUCUCCUGGGCGUACUAGAUGACAUACACGCGAAGGCUAUGCCGAUAGUCCCCAUGCGGAUGUACAAAUCUCCGGAGGGCAUCGAACCCUUGUUGACAUUCCAGUUGGAUCCGGCGGUAGCGCCGACCCCCUCCAGGCCCUACAACAACACGUCCAUGUUAGGACAGAACCACACGGAAGAGAUUUUGCGCACUCACCUCGAACGCCAUGGUUGUCAUGUUGAACUGGGCACGACGCUGUACAGUUUCCAGCCAACAGAUGACCACGUCCUGGCACACGUGUUGAGGGAGAAAGGCGAUGGAGAGACCGUCGAGACAAUCAAGUGCCGCUGGUUGAUUGGCACUGACGGAGCCAGAGGUGUCGUCCGGAAACAGCUUGGUCUCGCCUUUGACGGCGAGACGCUAAAAGCGACCCACCAUCUGGUCAUCGGAGACGUACAAAUCAAGGGACUUGACAAGAAACACUGGCACUACUGGGGAGACAUGAGCACUAUUCUCGUCAUGCUUCGCCCGACGGAAGACGACGACAUCUACUUCCUAUCUGUUGGUGGUCAUGUUGACCACGCGAAGAUCGUCGCUGAACGAGCGGGAUUGGAACGGGUCCUCAAAGUCGGUACCGGGCGCAUGGAUAUUGUGUUGGGGAAGAUUCGCUAUGUAACGGAGUACAGGCCUCAUGUACGAAUGGCGGAGACUUUCCGCAAAGGUCGGGUCUUCGUGGCUGGUGAUGCGGCGCACAUCCACAGCCCAUUUGGUGGACAGGGGCUGAACUCAAGCGUGCAGGAUGCAGUGAAUCUCGGGUGGAAGCUCUCCCUCGUAGAGAAAGGCGUCGCUGCCCCCUCCUUGCUCGACUCGUACUCCGAAGAGCGCAUCCCAGUCAUUACUGAGAUGCUGAAGAAAUCAACGGAGCUCUUUGACAACGCAAUGCAAGCCAAGAGCGAUGGGACGAACAGUGAGAAGGCAUGGUACCGCGGCGGCGAGCUGCACAUGUUCGGUGUUAACUGUCGGUGGAGCUCCAUUGUGGUCGACGAACGUACACCGAAAGAGAAAACACCCGUCGAUCCGUACGGUGUGGAAUCGUGUUCCUACACGAACGCCGUAAGAGCGGGCGAUCGUGCCCCUGACGCGCCUGGCCUCGUUGUACUCGAUUCCGCGGAAGACACCGGCAUGCCGCAGGGGACGACGUCGACAUCGCUGUUCAACAUAUUUGGGCCAUCGUAUCACACGGCACUGAUUUUUAGCGACGGGACCGACUCGGACAAGGCCAAGCAGAUCGUUUCGCAACUGAGGGCGUAUCCUCCGGAGCUUGUGCGCAAGGUGCUGGUGUAUCACGACCCAGAUGGUACACCUCCCGUAGUCACCCUGGGCGGUGCUGACAUGUCCGUGGUUGAUCGCUACGGGCACGCACACGGGAGCUAUCAAGUGCGGUGGAAUGAGUUCGUGGCUAUCGUUGUACGGCCAGACGGCGGGAUUGGAGGGAUCAUUCGUAGUACGGAAGGGUUGAAGAGGUAUUUCGACGGUAUCUUCAGUGCAACUUGAAUGUCGGACUCGUUGGCAGAUCGCUAGUGCGUAUAAUGCGUUCCCAAUGGUCAGAUGUCAUAUCUCUACCGUUCUGACGAAUGCCGAAGUGUCAUGUAUGCAUGCGCACGUCUGUGCGUUGCGUUGGCAGUCUUGUCUAGAAACACAAGGCAGUAUUGAGCAUGAACAUACGACGAUAUGAUCCAUAUCAAAGC